UAAAAGCUCAUAUAGCUUCUCUUUCUUUAGCUAUCACUGAAGCGAUGGAUCCAGUGUGGUUCUUUGUUCUUCUGGCACAAGCUGUCCUCAUGGACACAGGCCUAUGUUUUCCAGCUGGACAGGCUGAAUCUGAUGCGGAGCUUAAAACAGGUGUGUCUCCCACUGACGUUAGUCUUAGGAGUGUUUUUGAGCUCCUCAAGUCUUUGGAUUCUGCACUGGCCCAAGAAGAUGUACUGGAAAACGAAGUGGAACUUGAUGCUGUGCUUAGCCUGGGAAAAGCUUUGCACCUGGACAUGGCCGGAGGGCUCAAAACAAAGGCAGACAGUCACGACCGUAUGAGUGAGGGCCGCAACAUGAGUCAACAGCAGGAAACUAUGAGCUACAAUCAAAAGGGUGCCUCAAGCUAUGAGAUGGAUGACUCCUCCAGCCCCAACAUGAGCAAGGAACGCCAGAAUGAUGCCUUCAGCCAUGACCACCAGCACCACAAGAUGAGCAAGGACCACACCAUGAGCCAGAAGAACCAGAACCACACCAUGAGCAAGGACAACCCCCAGAACCACACCCACGCCAUGAGCCAGAACCACACCAUGAGCCAGGACGACCCCCACAACCACACCAUGAGCCAGAACCACACCUACACCAUGAGCCAGGCCCAUCCCCAGAACCACACCAUGAGCCUGGACUACCCCCAGAACCACACCAUGAGCCAGGCCAACCACACCCCGAGUCAGGACUACCCCCAGAACCACACCAUGAGCCAGGCCAACCACACCCUGAGUCAGGACUACCCCCAGAACCACACCAUGAUCCAGGACCACCCCCAGAACCACACCUACACCAUGAGCCAAGACUACCCCCAGAACCACACCAUGGGCCAGGAGAACCACACCAUGAUCCAGGACCACCCCCAGAACCACACCUACACCAUGAGCCAAGACCACCCACAGAACCACACCUACGCCAUGAGCCAGACAAACCACACCAUGAGCCAGGACUACCCCCAGAACCACACCAUGAGCCAGACGAACCACACCAUAAUCCAGGACCACACCAUGAACCCCACCAUGAUUCAGGAUCAUCCCCAGAACCACACCAUGAGCCAGGAAAACCACACCAUGAGCCAGGAUCACCCCCAGAACCGCACCAUGAACCAGAACCACACCAUGAGCCAGGACCUCCCCCAGAACCACACCUACACCAUGAGCCAGGACUACCCCCAGAACCACACCUAUGCCAUGAGCCACAACCACACAAUGAGCCAGGACUACCCCCAGAAUCACACCAUGAGCCAGAUGAACCACACAAUGAGCCAGGACUACCCCCAGAACCACACCAUGAGCCAGGACCACCCCCAAAACCACACCUACACUCUGAGCCAGAACCACACCAUGAGCCUGGACUACCCCCAGAACCACACCAUGAGCCAGAAGAACCACACCAUGAGCCAGGACCACCCCCAGAACCACAAUAUGAGCAAGGAAAACCAGAAUGGCGCCUUCAGCCACGACCAGCCGAGCCACAACAUGAGCAUGGGCCACCAGAACUAUGCCCUGAGCCACAAUAUGAGCAAGGACCACCAGGAUGACGUCUUCAGCCAUAACGAGCUGAGCCUCAAUAUGAACGAGGACCUCUAUGACUACAUGAGUGAUGAUAAUCUUGUCCUGAGCAGCCGCUACCAGAAUGACGGCGACUUGGCAGAUGAUUCAUUUCAUGUCAUGGUUUGAAGUGUGCAGUUUGUCCCUGAAACAUCAUGGAAGAACAGUUUAUCUGUCAGCAAAAUAAAUGAUGAAAUUCA
Hippocampus comes (tiger tail seahorse) is the source of this 1795-nucleotide messenger RNA. RefSeq lists its product as uncharacterized. Bases 45 to 1724 code for a protein of 559 amino acids. The record is from RefSeq and is a predicted model, not a curated record. The transcript is spliced from 6 exons. Lineage: Eukaryota; Metazoa; Chordata; Actinopteri; Syngnathiformes; Syngnathidae.